AUGGAACCAAGGCGAGACUCGGAAUUCGACCACAUAUUCUUACAUCCCACUGCGAAUAGCCGUUACCGUGGAGGAGACUCAAUCGCUUUGUCGUCAAGAAACACCGGAGCCUAUCGUCGUCUAACCGCCGCCGACGAGUCGUAUCUCCAUCCGUACGAAGCAUUUGGCUCCCCGAAGCCCGCCGGUGCCUCCGCUGCUCCGCCUUAUCGGGAUGGCUCAGACAGAGGCUUUGGGCUGGGAAUUGGCCAGCCGGGUGAUGGUAGACAAGUCGGUGGCAUGGGAGAGGAGGCCGACUUGGGAUACAAUCCGGCGCACCAUUCGAGGAACUGGAGCCAGUCCUCGCUGGGGGAUGCUGGAUAUACGCCGCCGGACUUCUCCGGGGCAUACCACCGCCCGUCGCCCUCUAUGAAUUCCUCUUUCCAGUCCGAUGGAUCAGACAACGACACCGUCCGUAUCGUCCAGCCGGCAGACGGCCAGGAGUAUGGUAUUGAUCGUCCAAAACGUAUCAGCUGUCCGAGUCGUCGACAUGUUGUCCAAAAGCGGACCGCAUGGCUGUCCAUUGCCAUAUUAGCUCUUGCAUUCUAUUCCACAGCCUUUUCCGCUCUAUACUUUGUCAUUGCUUGCUUAAAACCGCACUAUGGAAAUAGAAUUGGGGGCAAGGGGGCGCUGGCACCAUCAACAGCCUCGCUUCUAAGUGCUCUGUUCGCAAAGACAAUCGAACUGUCCUUUGUCACGGUAUUCGUCGCGUUUCUGGGACAAGUGCUCAGUCGAAAGGCCCUGGGUAAGAAUGCUGGAGGCAUCACGAUUGCCGAUAUGUCGAUGCGGAGCUGGGUCAUGCAGCCGGGGACCCUGAUCACACAUUGGGAGAACGUCAAGCAUUCGGCCCUUACGCUGCUGGGGAUGAUUGCCAUGACGACGACCUUCGUGGCCAUGUUUUAUACCACUGCGGCGGAGGCGUUGGUUUCACCGAGACUCACGGCUGGCAUCCCUGAGAUAAGGGAGCUUACCGGCGAAGUAAACACCAAGUUCGCCAACGCAACAUACUUAUACGAAAAAUGCCAAAGCCCGGUUCCGCUGGAUGUAGACCCCCUUUAUCGAGGCUCAACUUGCAUGCAGAUUGCAUUUUCUGGACGAUCAUUCCACAAUUACGAGCAAUAUCUGGCUCACUGGGCAUCGAAUCUUACUUCCGAACAUAGCUUGACGGACAUGACAUAUCGCCCUCCACCAACUGGUACGUGGUAUGAUAAUACGACAGUCAGAGGUAGCUGGAUUGAACCAUACAACAUGACCGACCUUUCUAUCCAGUGGGGCCGAAUGGUCGUCAAUGUCACAGCUGCAAUGCCCCACGCCGGUAUAUUCUCAGCUGCCAGACAUCCAAAGAAUAGCAUCCGUCUGCCGGAGGAUCUUGGAGGACAAGGAGGGUUUACUAUUGAAGCUGCGGUUCCGUCGCCGAUUGUCAACGUAAUCUGCGCGGGCAUGACAGAGGAGGAGUUGGCUCCCAUAGUUUAUACCAAAUGGCCCCAUCCCAACUUUGAAUUCAAUCCCUCCACCUGGCUCCAGAAUCAGACCUCGGAUAUGCCAAACUACCCAGACUGGCUGAACUUGACAGUGGUCGAUGACAUCUUCGAAUUUGGCGAGAAAUUCGGCGAGCGAGGCCAGAGACCGCCUAUAUUCCCUAAAAUACCAGUAGAAUACAACACUAUCAUCAAUGUGACUGCAAAAUACGGCGCGCAUUCGAUCUACCUCCUGGGGACAUCCCCGCCGGAGGUAUACCCACCUCACUUUCUAUGUCAGAUGAAGGGCGGAUUGACUCCUCAAUGCCUAACGAAAUACGAAGCAGCCUCAAGCGGCGGAGUACUCUAUUCCGAAUGUGGUGGUGCCGCCCACUCGAAGACUUACGCAGAGAUUGCCCCUGACGCUCCCCGGAUCAUGAUCGACAAAGAUUGGAGAGACGUUGCAGAAGAAUGGGCCAGGUCUAUAGCUUUGAAUACGGGGUUGUCAGACGGUUAUGGGAGCAAUGCGCGCCUGCUCGCACAGCUAAUCCCCAACUCCGACAGCAAGACAAACAUCUCAUCGUUGAACACGAACCUCCCAUCUGUUGCCGAAGCUCUGGCAGCCAUGGCCAGCUCACUCCUACUACUCGGCACCAAAGAUGCAUCGUUCGAUCAUCGCAAAACAUAUGAGGACGCUCGAGCAGCAGCCCAGGGCGGACCUGUCUUUGAACACUUUCGCGCCUCCGUUUGGGCCUCUGACUAUGCCUCAGGAGCGAACUCACCAGCAUGGCAGAACGUGUUUUAUGCCGUCCUCGGCCUUGUCCUGGUGACCAACCUCAUCUGCUUGGUAUAUCUAUACCUAGCCUUCCGGGGUGUGCAGUUAACCGAUUUCACUGAGCCCCAGAAUACACUGGCGCUGGCUCUAAAUAGCCCGCCUAGCAUCCAUGUGAGCGGAGCCUGUGGUGCAGGGCCAGAAGGCAAACAACUUACCCAACGAUGGAUGAUUUCCAUGGAUGAAAAGGACGAGCACUAUUACCUGAUUAGUGCAGAAGAAGCAGAGGAAGAGGAGGCUAGACUUCGACAGAGAGGGCCCUACAUUAAUGACCCACUUGAUGAUGAUGGCAACAUAAAGUAUGCGAUAAUAUUUGUCUCUGCCAACAGCGGCUGCCUUAUUGUGCUACGAAAAACGGGGAUGGGGAGCGGUUCUGAUAUUGGGACAUUGGAUUUUUGGGCUGCAGCGAAGGCUUUGGCUGACGGGAUGCUGUGGCUCUGGCUCCUGCAGGAGUCAUUGGAUGAUUGGUACGAUGCCUAA
Messenger RNA from Arthroderma uncinatum, 2805 nucleotides. RefSeq lists its product as uncharacterized. The coding region runs from base 1 to 2805 and encodes 934 amino acids. The transcript has 4 exons. NCBI's taxonomy places the organism in Eukaryota, Fungi, Ascomycota, Eurotiomycetes, Onygenales, Arthrodermataceae. The record is from RefSeq and is a predicted model, not a curated record.